Molecule: messenger RNA, 1819 nt
Organism: Perca fluviatilis (European perch)
Lineage: Eukaryota; Metazoa; Chordata; Actinopteri; Perciformes; Percidae
Product: zinc finger protein 501-like
Exons: 2
Coding region: 26-1345 (439 amino acids)
Biological process (GO): regulation of transcription by RNA polymerase II
Cellular component (GO): nucleus
Molecular function (GO): RNA polymerase II cis-regulatory region sequence-specific DNA binding; DNA-binding transcription factor activity, RNA polymerase II-specific
Source: RefSeq, a predicted model, not a curated record
AGGAGUAUUAGUCUGCUACUCAGACAUGGACCGACACCGGAAACAGCUGGAGGUGGUUUUAAAACCGGAGACGAAGCCGCGAGGAGAAGCUUUACCUUCAGAUGUCCAGAAAGUGAUUGUUGGUGAAGAACAUCAGCAGGAGCGGAGCUCCAGUCUGGACCAGGAUGAGCCAGAGCCCCCACACAUUAAAGAGGAACAGGAGGAACUCCGGAUCAGUCAGGAUGAAGAGCAGCUUCAAGGGCUGGAGGAGGCUGAUAUCACCAAGUUCACAUUCACUCCUGUCCCUGUGAAGAGUGAAGAUGACGAAGAGAAACCUGAGUUCUCUGAGCUUCAUCAAAGACAAUCUAUAGAGAUGAAAACGGUAGCUGAUGGAGAGGACUGUGGAGGACCAGAACCAGCCAUGAACUCAGAUCCAGAUACACAUUCACAACCAGAUACUGAUGACGAGACUUCUGAACCUGAGACUGAUGACAGUGAAUGGAAGGAGACCAGAGAACCUCAGUCAGGUUUAGACUCUCUGAAUAAUGAGGAAGUCCCUGUCUGUGAUUCAAGACGUGGUACUGGUGAGAAACCAUUUAGCUGCUCAGUCUGUAAGAAAGCUUUUUCAGUGAGUAGAAAUUUACAUAGACACAUGAGAACCCAUACAGGAGAGAGACCGUUUAGCUGCUCAGUCUGUCAGAAAGCUUUUACAGUGAGAGGAAACUUAAAGACACACAUGAGAACCCACACAGGAGAGAAACCAUUUAGCUGCUCAGUCUGUCAGAAACCUUUUACAAUGAGUGAAAAUUUACAGGCACACAUGAGAAUCCACACUGGAGAGAGGCCAUUUAGCUGCUCACUCUGUAAUAAAGCUUUUAUACAGAAUGGACAUUUACAGAAACACAUGAGGAGCCACACAGGAGAGAGACCAUUUAGCUGCUCAGUCUGUAAGAACGCUUUUACAGACCGUGCACAUUUACAAAGACACAUGAGAAUCCACACAGGAGAGAAACCAUUUAGCUGCUCGGUCUGUGAGAAAGCUUUUACAAUGAGGGAAAUGUUACACGCACACAUGAGAAUCCACACUGGAGAGAGGCCAUUUAGUUGCUCAGUCUGUGAGAAAGCUUUUACAGAGAGAGGACAUUUAAAGGCACACAUGAGAGUCCAUGCUGGAGAGAAACCAUUUAUCUGCCCAUUCUGUGAGAAAGCUUUUACAGUGAGUGGACAUUUACAGCAACACAUAAGAAUCCACACAGGAGAGAAACCAUUUAGCUGCUCGGUCUGUAAGAAAGCUUUUACAGUGAGUAGAACUUUACAUAGACACAUGAGAACCCACACAGAGGGGAGAGACAAUUUAGCUGUGUGAAGUGGAGCUGUAGUCUGUAAGGAGAGCAGAGAACCUCAGUCAAGUCUCUAAACAUGGUAUACAAUGUAAUACUAUGGGUCCAUAAAAAGUUUAAAAUAAAAUGUCUUUAAAUAUGAUUUUGGAAGGUGUUUAAAAUGUAUUGGAUUAUGAAGUUAAUGUGUCUGUUGGUAUUCCAUGAACUGGACUUCUUAGGAAAUGCAAGAGCCAAUCUAUGCAACCCCAGCUCUCUUCAAAAUGGAACUGCCACCCAACUCUGUCUCCCUUAAGUGUUCCCUUAAGUGAAGUGCUGUGACACCAUCCCUAUAAAACACGCUAUUUUAUAUAGGCAGUAUCGGAGCCUAAAACGCUGGUAUCUGUAUCGGGAAGUACUGAUCCGAUGCCACGUAAUAAAGCCCUAAAGAAAAUCUACGUUAAAGUAGUUUAUUUUUGUUCUUUUUCCGUCAAACUGCAUAAUAAAAAGUUCUGGGGCCUUCA